AUGGCGAAAACCGGGGAAGAUGGCGGGCAAUCGCCCCGAGUAGAAGGGGAAGAGAAAGCUCAACAAGAAACGCGACAGGGCGUGAUCAGUAGCGAGAAGCAUGAUUCAGAGAUGGGUCUCGGGAAUGAGGGGCUGGGAGAGAGCGAGCAGUACAUGCAAAUUGAUCCAGCCGUCGCUACUCGCAUCGCGGAAAAUGUCGACGAUUUUAUGACCCUCGUGAGCGAGGCAAACGAAGCGAACGAGAGGGAACGAGACAUGAAACUGUCUCACGCUUUCAAGGUAUACCCAAAAGCAAUUGCCUGGUCCAUGAUCCUCUCCUCAUGCAUUAUAAUGGAAGGCUUCGGGACUGCAAUCGUUGGGUCUUAUAUUUCAUUCCCCCCUUUCCGGGAUAAGUUUGGCACUCAAGCCCCCAAUGGAGAUUAUCAGAUACCUGCGAGUUGGCAGAAUGGCAUUGCAGGCGCGACAAAUGUCGGCGAAAUCAUUGGCCUCCAGAUCGCCGGUGUGUUGUGUGAACGUUGGGGUUACCGGUAUACGCUUCUGUCUGCGUUAGUCGCUGUAACUGCGUUCAUAUUCUUCCCCUUCUUCGCGAACAGUCUUGCCAUCUUUCUCGUCGGCGAGCUAUUUCAAGGGAUGGCGUGGGGCGUUUUCCAGACGAUGACAGUAGCUUAUGCGGCCGAAGUCUGCCCCGUGCCCCUGAGACACUAUCUUACAACCUAUGUCAACCUCUGCUGGAUUAUCGGCCAGUUCAUAUCAUCCGGCGUGCUCGUUGGGCUUGAAGGCAGGCAGGAUGAAUGGGGGUACAAAAUCCCAUUUUCUUUGCAAUGGAUCUGGCCGAUACCCAUCGGUAUUGGCACAUAUCUUGCACCAGAAUCGCCAUGGUGGUGUGUUCGGCAUAAUCGCAAAGAACAAGCGGAAGUGUCGUUGAAAAGGCUAGCUCGCAGCUCUGGGUUUUCCCAACGGGAUGCUGAUGCGGCAAUGGCUUUAAUCGUAUACACAGAUGAGAUGGAGAAACAAGUCUCCGAGGGGACCACGUACUGGGACUGCUUCAAAGGAAUCGAUCUUCGGCGUACCGAGAUCGUCUGUUUUAUCUGGCUUGCUCAGACCAUGUCAGGAACUGCGGUUGGCGGUCUCUCGUCGUAUUUCUUCCAACAGGCUGGCAUUUCAGACGCGGAUUCGUUCAAACUUAGCUGGGGCCAGAACGGUCUUAACUUCGUCGGAACUGUUGCGACUUGGUUUAUUUUAAACAAGGCCGGCAGGAGGACGUUAGUCCUUUGGGGUAUGAUCAUGAUGUUUGUCUUGUUGCUCAUUACGGGUUUCAUGGGCAUCCAUGACCCGCCAAGCACGGCCGAAGCGUGGACAGCCGGGACGAUGGUCAUCCUACUGAGCGCCACGGCCAACUUCUCCAUCGGUCCUGUAGUCUACACCAUCGUAUCCGAGAUCCCGUCAACGCGAUUACGAGCUAAAUCCAUUAUUCUCGCACGGAAUGCGUACAACGCCAUCAACAUUGCCUUCGUCAAUAUCGUAUCGUACCGGCAGCUAAACCCCGCUGAAUGGAAUUGGGGGCCCAAGGCCGCAUUCUUUUGGGCUGGGACCAAUGCCAUCUUCACGGCGUGGAUUUUCUUCCGAUUGCCCGAGACUAAGGGCCGGACUUAUGCUGAGCUUGAUAUUCUGUUCGAGAACAAAGUGCCCGCUCGUAAAUUUGUGAGCACCAAAAUCGAUAAUUUGGUUCAUGGCACCGAGAGCGCACAAAAGGAACAGGUCGGCCAUAUUAUUAGCACCGUAGAGAGUAGGACAGAAAUACGAGAAUAGGUCAAGGUAGUUAGGAUAGAUAGGUAGCUUUGAUUGCUCCUGUCUCUUCAGUCCCAUUUGACAACGAUGGUGAACAUUGCAAGGGGUCGAAAGGCUAGAAACGAAACCUAUUGGAUUGAUGAGCUUUUGUCUAGCCGUUACAGAAGAUAGACGUAGCGUCACUUAGUCCAGUUCCCGACAAUGG
Molecule: messenger RNA, 1993 nt
Organism: Annulohypoxylon truncatum
Lineage: Eukaryota; Fungi; Ascomycota; Sordariomycetes; Xylariales; Hypoxylaceae
Product: sugar transporter
Exons: 8
Coding region: 1-1809 (602 amino acids)
Biological process (GO): carbohydrate transport; transmembrane transport
Cellular component (GO): membrane
Molecular function (GO): carbohydrate:proton symporter activity
Source: RefSeq, a predicted model, not a curated record